This is a messenger RNA of Aspergillus eucalypticola CBS 122712, 3138 nucleotides long. Its product is annotated as DUF3431 domain-containing protein. The coding region runs from base 1 to 3138 and encodes 1045 amino acids. NCBI's taxonomy places the organism in Eukaryota, Fungi, Ascomycota, Eurotiomycetes, Eurotiales, Aspergillaceae. The transcript is spliced from 4 exons. The record is from RefSeq and is a predicted model, not a curated record.
AUGAUUUCCUCGCGCCGGGCUGUGCCCCUGUUUGGCUUUGCCUUCAUCCUUUUCAUCCUCCUCGCCAUCCGAAGCCUCUCGUCACAAUGGGAACAAGCGACGCAGGUCGUCGGUUUGGGUGAACUGGCUACGACCCCCUCUCCAUCGCCGUCAAUACGCUUCAAUGUUACCAGGGUGCACGAAGAGCCAGCGAUUCGGACGCCGUAUGCACCCAAGCCACACUUCGUCCCUGGCCUCCCCAAGCCCUCUGGGACAACGUACACGAAGACGCUCGUGGUGCCCAAGACUUCCGAUGAAGAUACCAGUUGGAUGGAGGUUGAGCUUCCUGAGUGGCAAACAGCAAUUUAUGCCGUCGAUGACCCGUCAGCACCUCUGCAUCCUCCGAAGAAUAAGGGUCAUGAAGUGAUGGUCUACCUGAGCUACAUCAUCGAACAUUAUAACAUGCUUCCUGAUGUGGUCGCUUUCAUGCAUUCGCAUCAGUUCGCUUGGCACAAUGAUGACCUCUUUGCCGGAGAUUCAGCUGAUCUCCUGCGCCGUUUGAACCCCGCCUGGGUGGUCCGCCAGGGCUACGUAAAUCUGCGAUGCACGUGGAGUCCCGGUUGUCCUGCUUGGUUGCAUCCGGGAACCUUGGUGGAGGACCAAACAAAGCAAGAGGAGGUUAUGCUGGCCAGAGCCUGGGGUGAGAUCUUCCCCGACGAUCCGAUCCCGGAAGUUCUGGCCCAACCCUGCUGCGCUCAGUUCGCCGUAUCGCGCGACCGUAUUCAUGCCAUUCCGAGAGCUCGCUUCGUAUAUUUCCGCGACUGGAUGCUCCGGACAGAGCUCAGCGACUACAUCUCCGGUCGAAUUUGGGAAUACUUAUGGCAUGUCGUUUUCACCGGAGAGAACGUUUACUGCAUCAAGGAGCACAUUUGUUUCUGCGACGGAUUCGGCAUCUGCUUUGGCGGCGAGGAGGAGUACGAUGCAUUCCGAGGCCACCAUGCGAAGAAGUCUGAGCUCGAGGAGCAAUUCAAAGGAUGGAACGUUCGGGCCGACAUGAUCGAGCUGACCCGCAUGAGCGGGAAGCUGGGCGAGGAAAGCCACCUGAGUUUCCCGCAGCCAGGCGAGGACCUGACGCUCGCAGAUCUGAUCGACAUGGAGGAGCUGCUCAUCAAUGAACUGGUGGUAAAUGCUACGGAACGUGGCAAGGACCCCGAAGCACGCGCCCGCGAAGUUCUCGGAUAUGCGCCCAGUGAGAAUCAACUAGCUGGAUUGGUGGAGGCCGCCACUGCUGCUGCCGGUCAGGAGGUCUCCGACUGGGCUGCUGCCGCCGCUGUCGCUGCUGCGGCGGGGGCUGCGGGACUCCAGCAUCACCUCGAAUAUGGUCCGGAUACCCACAUCGAUGAGGAUAGCUUUGCAGAUGCAAGUUUUGGUGCUGGAAUGGGACCGCAGCGGCACAUGCGCGGACCGGGGUCUGCCUCUAUGAGUGAACAUGGCCAGCCUUCCGGUGGACUGACCAGGGUGCCAACGAAGAAACGGAAGAGAAAUGAGGAUGCGCUGGAUCCGGCGUUGACUGCGGGAGCUGCUGUCGGCCUUGCAGGCACUCACCACCCUCACCAGCAACAGCAGCAGCAGCAGCAGCAUCACCAGCAUGCGCAUCACUAUGGCGGGGAGGGUCUGGGUGUCGCGCCGUCGCAGUCACUCUCCGAAGCUCGCGCUGUGGGUUUGCAUUCCGCCGCUGCCUUGUUCCGCCAACCGUCGAGUAACAAGAAGUACACCCGUCCGCCGAUGUCGAAGUUGUUUGCGUCGCUGGAGCUCUCGCCGGAGAACUUUUUGCAUCUGCAGGCGGCGGCUAAGGCAUAUAUGCUGGAUGUUCGCCACCCGGAGCGGCGCGACUGUGUUGGUCAGCGUGGAAAGGGAGACACGGAGAUGGUUAAAUUGCGGUUGUGGAACUGCGUGCGCCAGUUUCUUGAGGUCGAAGGCCAUGGUGAGCGCUUCUUCGGCGAGAAUGUUGUCAACGAGGGCAUGGGACCCAGGACAUACAUCUGGCCCCGAGACCAGCAGAAGAUCAUCUCCUUGGUUAUUCCUUUGCUGCGCCGAAUGGUCACCAACGAGCGCCAGCGGCAGUAUGCAGUGGAGACUAGAAAAGGGGGCGGCACCGAAGAGCGACGGAGACGCAAGACAGAGGACAGUCUGCAGAAUCUGAACGCGACCACACCGACAGAUGAUCAACUCCACAUGCAUUCACACCACCAUAUUCCGGACGACUAUACUUCUGCACAGACCGGGUUGUCGGCACCACAACCGCAGCUCGGGACCGGGUCUCAGGUGGAUCUGGGUCUCACGGAUCUCUUGCUGGAUGGGUACUCGACUGACUGGGAUUCGUUCUCAAAGUCAUAUGACAUGUACAAUCAUAAUUAUGAGCUUGACAACCUGUGGUACAUCUCGGGUCUCCAGCAACCGGAUUGGCGUGGACUGGUCGCUGCCAUUGAUAGCCACUUUCAGGUCAUUCACAACGGCGGUUAUGACUGUCCGUCGCCAUGUGAGGAUGAGAACCUCCAUCGCAUCCUGAAUGCAGAUGUCACCUCGGACCUGCGUUGGCGUGUUGGCGGGAACUCAGACCGGCCUGCCCGAAAUGAAUUUGCUAGUAGCAUCACCCGUGAUAUCUCGCGGAUCAUCCGAGACAGCCUGGCGACCCAGCACAAUGUCCAUCAAUCACCCCACAGCCAGGCACCCGUGCCCCAGCCGCAGCCAUUCCCUCCUCCUAAUUUCCCACCUCUUCCCAGCGCCGUCUCUGGAAAUGUCGGCUCUUCUCCGUCUCCUCCAACCAACGUCUCACUCCGAAUUAACAUUCUCCAAGACGGAAAACGCGCGCAUCCCCGCUUCGACAUCCCGGGAAGCCAGUGCACCGAUCUUGAAACCCUCAAGCAGCUCAUCUCCCGCAAAUUCGCCGGCCAACUGCCAGGCCUCUCUUCCGAGACUAACAUGGACUGGGUCUCUCAACUUAACUGGAAAUUCAAGGUCUGGCUCCCAGAUGGACUGGCCCCGGUGCAAAACGACAACGAGUGGGCAAUGGCCCUCGUGUCAGCCAGCAAUGUGGACUGGAUGGAUGGCGACCUACGAGUUCUGGUUGAAUUAGACGGGACUGCGUCGGCAUCUUGA